AUGAGUACAACAAAAAAAUUUACAGUAGAAAAAAUUGAUUAUAUUUAUGAACGUUUACGUACACAAAUUACUAGCAAUGAAUCAUCAAUAACAUCUCAAUCAUAUGUAUUUUUUAUCAUUGGUGCAUCUGGUGAUUUAGCUAAAAGGAAAAUCUAUCCAACACUUUGGUGGCUUUAUCGUGAUGGUGUUUUACCGAAAAAUAUUUCUUUUAUUGGUUAUUCUCGUAGCCAAUUGACAAUUGAACAAAUAUUUGAAAAUUCUCAUAAAUAUAUGAAGAUUCAAGAAGAUGAACAUGAUAUUUAUGAAAAAUUUCUUAAACUUAAUUCAUAUAUUUCUGGUUCUUAUGAUAAAUCUGAAGAUUUUGAAAAUUUAAAUUCUAAAGCAAAUAAAAUAUCACAUCAAGUGAAUGCUCAUCGACUUUUUUAUUUAGCUUUACCACCAAAUGUUUAUGAAAGUGUAUCGGAAUUAAUUAGUAAACAUUGUCGUGCGGCAUCACCUGGUUGGUUACGUUUAAUUAUUGAAAAACCAUUUGGUAAAGAUCUUGAAAGUUCAAAUAAAUUUUCUCAACAUUUAAAUAAAUUAUAUACUGAAGAAGAAAUUUAUCGUAUUGAUCAUUAUUUGGGAAAAGAAAUGGUACAAAAUAUAUUGGUACUUCGAUUUUCUAAUAGAAUAUUUUCACGUGUUUGGAAUCGAGAUUCAAUUGCAGGAGUACAAAUUAUUUUUAAAGAAAAGAUUGGAACACAUAGACAUGGUAGUUAUUUCGAUGAAGUUGGUAUUAUUCGUGACGUCAUACAAAAUCACUUAAUGCAGAUCUUAUCGAUUCUUGCAAUGGAAAAACCACGUUCAACAACUGGUGAAGAUAUUCGCGAUGAAAAAGUGAAAGUAUUACGUUGUAUAGCACCAAUUAAAUUAGAAAAUGUUAUUGUUGGACAAUAUAUUGGUGAUAAAAAAUCAACUGACAGUGAGCGUCAACUAGGUUAUUUAGAUGAUAAAAAUGUACCAAAAGAUUCUACAACACCAACAUAUGCACAAAUCAUUGUUUUUAUAAAGAAUGAACGUUGGGAUGGUGUUCCAUUCAUACUUCGUGCAGUUAGAAGCAAAGCAUUAAAUGAAAGAAAAGCUGAAAUUCGUAUUCAAUUUCGUGAUGUACCUGGUAGAAUGUUUGAUGAAGAACUAUCGGAAAAUAAUGUUGAAGGAACAUUAGCUCGUGAUGAACUUGUUAUUCGUAUACAACCUGAUGAAGCUAUUUAUCUUAAAAUAAAUACAAAACGACCUGGUGAAAUGAAUUUUAGUAUUGAAGAAACUGAAUUAGAUUUAACUUAUAAUGAACGAUAUCAAGGUGUAAAAUUACCUAAUGCAUAUGAACGUUUAAUACUUGAUGUAUUUAUGGGUUCAAAAAUAAAUUUUGUACGUUCUGAUGAAUUACAAGAAGCAUGGCGUAUUAUUGAUCCAAUACUCGCUGAAAUUGAGAAGAAAAAAUUACAAAUUAUUCCAUAUAAAUUUGGUGCCAUAGGAAUACGUGAAGCAUUCGAUGCAGCCGUAAAACAAGGUUUUAUUUAUACUCGUACAUAUGUGUGGGAAGAUGACUGA
This is a messenger RNA of Rotaria sordida, 1590 nucleotides long. NCBI's taxonomy places the organism in Eukaryota, Metazoa, Rotifera, Eurotatoria, Philodinida, Philodinidae. The record is from the annotation of a GenBank genome assembly.